AUGGCCCUCUCGAUCGAGGCAGCUGAAUUUAUCGCUAUUAUAGUCGAAUCUGUCCUCUAUGGCUUUGCUGCUUUGCUGAUUUCCGUUACACUCUGGGCUCUAAUCCGUGAGCGGAACAAACACGAACUUUCAAUAGUAACUCUCGUAGGAGUCUGCGCCUUGGCUAUUCUCAGUACUCUUGUAUGCGAACUCAACUCGUCAUCAUCACAACGCUCAACUGACCAAGACACCAGCAUCUCGUUGCAGACGGGAUCUACGCGUAUCAAGGGUUCAUUGGGUCCCAAGGGGACUAAUACGUACUUUCUUGACAGCACCAAAUUCACUUUCAAGAAUACGGUGUACUUUUUGGAGACUCUCUUGGCCGAUGGCAUUCUUAUAUAUCGUUGCUACAUUGUCUGGCAAAAUAUCUUGAUCAUCGCCUUCCCAGUUCUCGGCUGGAUUGGAACAGUUGUGGCAGGGGUACACACCAUCUGGUCUAUAGCAAGAAAGACUGAGAUAAAGAGUCAAGACGUAAUAUUUGUCCACCAGACCGGGCAGUGGGUCGUAUCGUUUUACUCCGUCGCUCUGGUGACCAAUAUAUCGGCAACAUUCAUUUUGGCGACUAAAUUGUGGAUAGCCCAUAAACGUACUGUAAAGUACUUCAGUAGUAUGUCCACGCACACUUCGAGGAGUUCGUUCUAUCCCAUCAUCCUGGUGAUCUUUGAAUGCGGUGCACUAUACUCCCUAGCGCUCGUCGCCAUGCUUGCAACGUACUUGUGUCAAUCAAAUGCAGCAUAUCUUGUUAUUGACCUGAUCGGGCAAAUUAUCCCAAUUACGUUCUCUGUCGUCCUAUUACGUGCGGCAUUAGCCCGAUACCAAAAGAAUGACCCGCACAAUGCUUUGAGUCGUCUGGACUUUGCGGCCUUUGUCCAGACUGAACCUCAGUCGAGUUAUGACAGGACCAUGACACUGAAAGCCGGAGUUAAAUCGUACCAGGAGAGUGACGGAGAUAGAAUACAGAUUACUAGUAGUGGCCGAGACCAGGGUGUAAAUACUACAGAGAGUGGUCACCCGGUGGUGAACGAGACCGUCUGA
Desarmillaria tabescens is the source of this 1074-nucleotide messenger RNA. RefSeq lists its product as uncharacterized. The transcript is spliced from 6 exons. Bases 1 to 1074 code for a protein of 357 amino acids. Lineage: Eukaryota; Fungi; Basidiomycota; Agaricomycetes; Agaricales; Physalacriaceae. The record is from RefSeq and is a predicted model, not a curated record.